CCAAGGCAUUCUAAACUUGGUGAUUUAUCUCCAAAACAAGAUCCUACCGACACCAUACUUAGCCCAUAUACAGUUGUUCCCACCGUUUCCAAGGAAAUAUACGCAGCUUUUAAGGCUCUUGCGUCUUUUACCGGUCUAAACCAAUUCCCCAAGUUCAGUCCCAUUAGUCCAACUCGUACUGGAAGACCUAACAAAUUGAUCUUGGAAAUUAAAAGACCCGGCCCUUAUAUGUCCAGACUAGGCAGCAAAAAAAAGGAACCCGUUUGCCACCAUUACGGAAAGGGGACCCCGGUAAACUCCAGAUCCCGAAGUUCGCGAUGCCCGAACUCUUCGAAAAGAAGAGUUAGUACGGGCGCUUUGCCGAAAAGAGCUAAUCAAGAAAGAAAAACGACGAAGAAAUCUUUACUUGGAGUCCAAGAACAGAAGCUCGAAUUGAAGACCUCGAAAGCAAAAGAAGUACAAGCAAGCUGGCUGCAAGAUCUAGAAACGACGUCGUACUUUGGAGUUCUUUACUACGUCGGUACGGGGAGAUCUUGA
Molecule: messenger RNA, 537 nt
Organism: Dentiscutata erythropus
Lineage: Eukaryota; Fungi; Glomeromycota; Glomeromycetes; Diversisporales; Gigasporaceae
Source: the annotation of a GenBank genome assembly